AUGCGCGAGAUUGUGCUCGUCCAGGCCGGCCAGUGUGGCAACCAGGUCGGCGGGAAGUUCUGGCAGGUCAUCAAUGAUGAGCACGGAAUCCUCCCGGAUGGCAGUUACCAGGGAGACAAUGACUUGCAACUACAGAGGAUCAAUGUCUACUAUAAUGAAGCUGCUGGUGAGGACUGCGGGGAGGGAAACAGGUAUGUCCCUCGGGCUAUCCUGGCGGAUCUGGAACCAGGCACCAUGGACUCAAUCAGAUCUGGGCCAAUUGGCAAGAUAUUCAGGCCAGACAACUUUGUAUUCGGCCAGAGUGGUGCCGGCAGCAAUUGGGCCAAGGGUCACUAUACAGAGGGUGCAGAGCUGGCAGACUCGAUCCUGGAUGUAGUCCGGAGGGAGUCUGAGAGCUGUGACUGUCUGCAAGGCUUCCAGCUGACCCACUCACUGGGGGGCGGCACUGGCUCCGGGAUGGGCACCUUGCUCAUGGACAAGAUUCGUGAGGAGUACCCUGACCGCAUCAUGAACACCUUCAGCGUCCUGCCCUCCCCCAAGGUGUCAGACAAUGUUGUGGAGCCCUAUAAUGCCAUCCUUUCCAUCCAUCAGCUGGUGGAGAAUUCAGAUGAGACUUUCUGUAUUGAUAAUGAAGCCCUGUAUAACAUCUGCUUCCGCACCCUGAAACUGUCCACUCCCACCUAUGGAGAUCUCAACCACCUGGUAUCAGCCACCAUGAGUGGGGUUACCACCUGCUUGCGCUUCCCGGGUCAGCUUAAUGCGGACCUUCGCAAGCUGGCUGUGAACCUGGUGCCCUUCCCCCGGCUGCACUUUUUCAUACCCAGCUUCACGCCCCUGACCAGUCAGGAUAGCCGUCGGUACCGAGCCCUGACAGUGCCUGAGCUAGUCCAGCAAAUGUUCGACUCCAAGAACUUGAUGGCUGCGUGUGACCCACGCCAGGGCCGCUACCUGACCGCUGCUGCUGUCUUCAGGGGCCACAUGUCCAUGAAGGAGGUGGACGAGCAGAUGCUGAAUGUGCAAAACAAGAACAGCAGCUACUUCGUGGAGUGGAUCCCCAACAAUGUGAAGACUGCCAUGUGUGACAUCCCGCCUCGAGGCCUGAAGAUGUCAGCCACAUUCAUUGGCAAUACCACGGCUGCCCAGGAGCUGUUCAAGCGCAUCUUGGGGCAGUUCUCAGCCAUGUUCCGGCGCAAGGCCUUCCUGCACUGGUAUAUGGGUGAGGGCAUGGAUGAGAUGGAGUUCACAGAGGCUGAGAGCAACAUGAACGACCUGAUGUCUGAGUACCAGCAGUGGCAGGAUGCUAGGGUUGAAGAGCAGGGUGAGCUGGAGGAGGAAGAAAUAUAA
Sorex araneus (European shrew) is the source of this 1344-nucleotide messenger RNA. RefSeq names its product tubulin beta chain-like. Gene Ontology annotation, biological process: mitotic cell cycle; microtubule cytoskeleton organization. NCBI's taxonomy places the organism in Eukaryota, Metazoa, Chordata, Mammalia, Eulipotyphla, Soricidae. The transcript is spliced from 4 exons. Gene Ontology annotation, cellular component: microtubule; cytoplasm. The coding region runs from base 1 to 1344 and encodes 447 amino acids. Gene Ontology annotation, molecular function: GTP binding; structural constituent of cytoskeleton; GTPase activity. The record is from RefSeq and is a predicted model, not a curated record.